Messenger RNA from Trachymyrmex cornetzi, 1664 nucleotides. It is a transcript of the gene Cndp2, whose product is annotated as Cytosolic non-specific dipeptidase 2. The coding region runs from base 152 to 1585 and encodes 477 amino acids. The transcript is spliced from 5 exons. The record is from RefSeq and is a predicted model, not a curated record. Lineage: Eukaryota; Metazoa; Arthropoda; Insecta; Hymenoptera; Formicidae. Gene Ontology annotation, molecular function: metallodipeptidase activity. Gene Ontology annotation, biological process: proteolysis.
AGAGGGAGCGAGAGAGGGAGAACUUCCACGAUCACGAUAAGAGUACCUGAUCGCCGUUGUAUCAGUUGUGCCUGAGUUACAGCUAUUGUUGGCAGUCGUGUUAGUUCCAGUUCGUACUGUGUAUGAUCUGCGUUUGAACGGAGUUAUUACCAUGGCGUUACCAACAGCAUUGACAACUUUGUUUAAAUACAUAGAUGAACAAAAAGAGCAAUAUAUAAAUAACUUGAAAAAGGCAAUAGCUAUUAAAUCUGUGUCAGCAUGGCCGGACCACAGAGACGAAGUGAUUAAAAUGAUGAAAUGGGCAGAAGCGAGAUUGGAAGAUCUUGGAGCAAAUACGGAAUUGGCUGAUGUAGGAAAACAGACUCUUCCUGAUGGCAGUAAAAUCCCACUUCCUCCUGUGUUACUUGGAAGUCUUGGCUCAGAUCCGAAGAAAAAAACCGUACUUUUAUAUGGACAUUUGGAUGUACAGCCCGCGUUAAUGAAGGAUGGCUGGGAUACUGAACCGUUUACUCUUACCGAGAAGGAUGGAAAACUCUAUGGUCGAGGCAGUACAGACGAUAAAGGACCAGUUCUUUGUUGGAUACAUGCAUUGCAAGCUUAUAAAGCAACUGGAAUCAAGAUUCCUGUCAAUCUCAAGUUUGUCUUCGAAGGAAUGGAAGAAAGUGGUAGUGAAGGUUUGGAUGAACUUCUUUGGGCAAAGAAAGAUAGUUUUUUAAAGGACGUAGAUUAUAUCUGCAUAUCCGACAAUUAUUGGCUGGGCACUAAAAAACCAUGUGUCACUUAUGGUCUACGAGGUAUCUGCUAUUAUCAAUUGGAAGUCACUUGCGCCGCUAAGGACUUACAUAGCGGUACUUUUGGUGGAUGCGUAUACGAAGCUAUGGCAGAUUUGAUUUACUUAAUGAAUACUCUGGUCGAUGUUAACGGUCGCAUCUUGAUAGAUGGCAUUUAUGAUAGUGUCGCAGAAUUGACGAAAGCCGAAUUAGACAGUUAUAAGGAUAUAGAUUUUGAUGUACAUGAAUUUAGGGAAACAGUUGGAACUAAAGAACUAGCACAUAAGGAAGAUAAAACUAAGCUCUUAAUGCAUCGUUGGAGGCAACCUAGUUUGUCUCUUCAUGGAAUAGAGGGUGCUUUCAGUGAACCAGGAGCAAAAACAGUAAUUCCGAGUAAAGUUAUUGGCAAAUUUUCGCUUAGAAUAGUGCCUGACAUGACUCCAGACGAGACGACUAAGAAGGUGACCAAAUAUAUAAAUAAGAAAUGGCAAGAGAGGGGUAGCCCAAAUAUUAUGAAUGUGAGCCUGUGCCACGGUGGCAAACCAUGGUCCGAGAAUCCCGAUCAUCCGAAUUACGUAGCUGGUCGAAAAGCUACUCAACAUGUUUAUAAUGUAGAACCUGAUCUCUCUCGCGAAGGUGGAUCGAUACCAGUUACUUUGACCUUUCAAGAAGUUACUGGUAAAAAUGUAUUGCUCUUACCAGUUGGUCAGGGUGAUGAUGGUGCACAUUCUCAAAAUGAAAAGUUAAGUGUACAUAACUACAUCCAAGGGACGAAACUCCUUGCAGCUUAUCUAUAUGAAGUAGCUCGUGUGUAAUAUUUUGCUGUUGGCAAUAGCUUUAUCUGAGUUCAAGGUGCUUGGAAUUUUUUUAUUAUUAAUUUACUUCAAAGCGUUA